Paraglomus brasilianum is the source of this 1098-nucleotide messenger RNA. The record is from the annotation of a GenBank genome assembly. NCBI's taxonomy places the organism in Eukaryota, Fungi, Glomeromycota, Glomeromycetes, Paraglomerales, Paraglomeraceae.
AUGUAUGGUCAGACAUCAAAGCCCCUCACCUUUGGCUUCGGUGCGAGCACUAACACGCAAACAAGCGCGAUACCGUCGUUCAGUGGAUGGACGAGUACCACCACUAGUAACACUGCUUUGCAAAGUUCUGUUUUCAGAAGUGCGGGCAGUACUUCAAAGCCAGGAGGAUUGUUUGGUGCGAGUACUACCGGGGUAGGGUUAGGUGGCCUUGGAGCAUUUGGAGGACAAUCGCAAGGAUCGUUAUCUACCGGAUUCACUCUGGGAGGAAGCAAGCCGCCACAUCUAUCAACAGGGUUGGGUGGAGGUUUGGGUGGUCAAUCAGGAUUUUCGUCUAGUUUGUAUUCAUCUCAGGCACCGACUGGAUCUGGAUUUACAUUAGGCGGACAACUAGGAGGCAUAACUGCUACACAGCAGGUUACUGGACUUGAAUCCAUUACGCGAGCAACAAAAUUCAUAGACUUGCCCGAGGAUGUAAAAAAGCAUUUAUUGAACGUUGAAAAUUAUAUAGAACAACAGAAAAAAGUGUCAGGAACAAUAAAAACAACUUCACUGCCAGAUGCAAAAGCUAGACACGAAGAAAUUGCAAAGCAAGUUCAUCAAGUUACAACAAAAGUAAUAAGGCUGAGAAACCAUUUAGAGACGGAUGAGCGAGUUGUUAAGGAUCUUUUGCAAAACUUUGAAAGACAACGAGCAUAUAUGGAUCAUGCAGUUAGAGUGAGCGAGUUCAUGGAAAAGGAUGACAGAUACCAUCAAGUCUCUGGAAAUGGAGCACUCAAAUAUUUCCAAGAUCUCAUCACAUCUCUAAAAGAAAGGCUUGAUCAGUACAAUGAAUACAUCCAAGAACUUGAACGACACAUGUCUGCGGUUACACAAGCAGAAAAUGAACAAGCGCUUAAAAAUGCUAUUUCAGAUACGUUGCGUUUCCAACACGAUAGCUUUAUGGUUGUAACGGGGAAAAUAGCAUCCCUUCAUGAAGCUGUCGAUCAGCUACGUAAAGAGUACUUGGAAUAUCGGCGAAUUCGAUUUGGAGAUACGCAUAAUCCGUUUAUAGACAAAUCAUGGAAGCGAGGUAACCGAAUGACUAGAGCAUUUAACUGA